AAGAGAGUCCACUUCAUCUGCUGGGUCACUCCCGAAUGAACCAGGCCAAAGCCAGGAGCCUGGGACUCUAUCCAGGUGGCCCGUGUGGGUGCCAGGAGCCCAACACGUGAGCCAACAUCUGCAGCUUCCCAGGGUGCACAGCAGGAGGCUGGAUCAGAAGCAGAGCAGCCAGGCCUGGGAUGCAGGCGUUGCCAGCCGCGGCGAACACGCUGUGCCACAACGUCCACCCCCUGUCACAGAGGGCGGGGACAUCCUCUGGGAGACCCAGGCUGGAGCCGAGGGCGGGGCUGGGGCUGGGGCCUUGGACUGCUGCAGAUAAGCCCGGAGGCCAGAGCCUUCCCUGAGGGAGCCGCUCAGUGGACCCUGCGGCCGUCAGCCACCCAGGCGCGUCUGGCCUCGGUGAGUCACUUCCCACAGACUGGGGCUCCUCGGUGCAUUUGUGGAGCAGAACGGGGGAAGUACUGAGACUGGGGUGCCCCCUGGGGUGGUGCCAGGGCCCCUGGAGACCCGCUGCCCUGAUACAGCCUGGUUCUCUCGGCUUUCAGAAACUUCCUCCUAAAGGAAGGCUGAGCUGCCGAAGUGCAGGCCGAGGGCCCCUGUCGCUGUGGAGGGGACCUGCCAGUCCUCCCCCGGGUGCAGCCCUGGCCUGGCUCCUGGGGGGAUGACAGGAAAGGGCUCACUCCCUGUUCCCGGUCCUCCCUCGUGUCAGCGGGCACAGAGGCCGAGCUGCGGUCCUCGGGCCACAGGGCCUGGCUGAACCAUGCCCUGGUGGUGGCUUGUCUUUGGCGUCCCAUCUGGACCAGCAGCCUCCUGGCCUGGGCACAGUGGCGUGGCCGUGGAUGCUGGGCUGGGCCUGCUGCGCUGCCUCUCCCCUUCCCCACGCCCCCGUCUCGGUGCGGUGAUCCUGGGGUUGCUGCGUGGCAGUGGUGUGGCGAGAGUCCUUCAUAAGACUCAGGGCCCCUGGGAGGCAGGUGCCUAGUCAGCCAUGGGCUUGGCGGUGGAUUUGUGGAGCAGAGCCCCACCCCUACCGGCCACAUCCUCUUGGGCAGGGGAGGUGGAGCCACCGUGAGUCACCGAGGUGGGGUGUGUGGGCAGGCACAGCUGUGGCACUGCACAGCACCCGGCGCAGAGCAUGGCUCUGUCCCCCGGGGGGAGAAGUUGUUCUGGAAAGGGGAGGGCCCGUAGGGCCAGGGCAGAGGGAGGGCCCAGGCUUUCUGGAGCUUCUCAGGGUCAGGGGAUGGAGCGGAGAUGGCAGUGGUAGGAGCAGGAGAGCUGGAGGGGGCUCGAUGGGUCUCUGGUAGGACCGCAGAGGUGGGUGACCUUGCCCUGCCUACACUGAGUCCCCCCAAAGAGGAGCCCACCUGCUGUCCUGACGGCUUAGGGAGGGCCUGCUGGUGCCAGGGCUGCGCCUCCAGGCGUCCCCAAGGCCAGAUGUAGGCCACACCUUGUGUGAAACUGGGGCAGCCUGUACCAGAUGAGGGCGGGUCUCAGGGUGUGGCCUGGUGGAGGACCCCUGGCCAAGCCUGUGGGCAGAGUCCACUUGGUCCCCCUGCGUCCCUGCGUGCCCUCUGGCUGUUGCGCCGUGCUGUCGUAACCGCAUGGACUCAGGGUGCUGAGUGUUGCUGCCUGCUGUGUCCAGGCACCUCCAACACUGGUGUGCAGCUGAGCACAGGGGUUAGAGCUUGGCACCAGCGGCCCUGCAGGGCAGAGUGUGGCUCUGUCCGCCCUGUGGAGCCCCUCCCCCACUCUUCCAUCGGGGGGCUCCCACCCUGCCACCCAAUCCCUCCUCAGAGUCCCUCCCUGGGCCACCUACUUACCUCUGUGCCUGGGCCCUGGAGGGUGGACGAGACCUCGUCUUCCGCUCUGUGGGUUCCACCCCCAGCGUCCUGGCCGGGGGCUCUGCUGUGGUAACAGCCCAGGGCUGCCGCCCAGUCCUACCACAGAGACGUCCUCCACUACAGUUCUCACCCCCACACGCCCCAGAACAGCGGGGGGAGUGGAUCCUAAGGGGAGCCCUGGCGCCCACUCACCCCUGUCCUGUCCCCAGCCAGAGGACGGUCCCACCGCCCCGUCCCGUCCCCAGCCGGAGGACGGUCCCACCGCCCCUGUCCCGUCCCCAGCCGGAGGACGGUCCCACCGCCCCUGUCCCGUCCCCAGCCGGAGGACGGUCCCACCGCCCCGUCCCGUCCCCAGCCGGAGGACGGUCCCACCACCCCCAUGGAGACCUCUCCUCACGAUGUGUUUGGGGCAACAUCGGGCCUGGGAAUCACCCAAGUGCCCAGGGCGGCUCUUCUGGAGCCGGCAAUCCGAGACCUGUCUUCCUGUAGGCCAUCUCUCCUCUUUGUCCCACAACAGGAGACUGUAAUGUCUCCACCCUCCCUGGGGAGACCCAUCCCUGACAGGCUGCCCAGGGCUGCUGGACACCUCUCCCAGGCCUGCGAGGGGCAUCGGUGAGGAGCAGGGGGUCCUUGGAGCUGCUUCGUGCAGGGCACUGUGACCUCCACAUGGGACCCCGGUGUCUUCCCUGGAGGACGGGGGCGGUGGUCUCCCUGGAAGUGGGUGGGUCAGUGAGUCUGGGGCACCGAGGUGAAUGUGGCAGAGCAGCUCGUACCCCACCGUGGACGGCUCUGCUGGCCGUGGCUCCCAGCCCUGAGCACUCCGCAGUGCAGAGGGGGCCCCAGUGUCUGCCCCUGGCUGGUGUGGGCUGACAGCUUGCUGGUGAGCGUGCCACGUGCCGUGUGCGCUUGGGCCGCUGGCACAGAGGAGUAUUUUCCUGAGUGUUUAAGAAUGUUAAAACACUCCCAGUGUGCCUGCUCUGGCCCCAUGUGUUCCGUGGCACCAGGUGCUGCUAGUUUGACCUGUGUCCCAGGGACUUCAUUCAGAGGUGGGCCCACGGGGGUGGGGGCAGACGGGCUGCUGACAGACCACGGUCAGAGCAGGUUAAGCUGCCGCCGGGACACCCACAUCCCACAAAGGAGGGCUGGGUUCAAGUCCACCUGCACUUCGGGUCCAGCUGCCUGCUAAUGGACGUGGGAGACAGCGGGUGAGGGCUCCAGUGCUCAGGCCCCGUACCCACAUGGGAGUCCUGGAUGAGUCCUCUCUCUCUCUCUCUCUCUCUCUCUCUCUCUCUCUCUCUCUCUCUGUGACCUGCUUUCCAAGUAGAUGAAAAUAAACGUUCAAAAAAAAAAAAGCACUGACUAGGAAGGAAGCCAGCCAGCCUUGACCCAUAGGCACCCAUGCACGUCGUUCACGUGCCAGGAGGGGUCAGGGUCCCCCCUCAGCCACAGGGCCCAGGAGAGUGAGUGUCCCUGGAAGCCGGUCCCCUGCCAGAGGCCCCGGCCGGCCUCUGCUUCCUCUCCAGCCACCCAGGAGAGGGGUGAGCCUCUGGAGGGAGGACCCGAACCACGCAGACUCUGGCUCCUUGGGUUUCUGCAGAUGGGGGUCCUGCCUGGGGUGCAGGGAUUUGUUCCGGGGGGCUCCACAGUAGCACGUGGGCAGCAGCACUGCCACCCCUCCCCUGGUGCUGUGUGGCUCCAGGCGCUGCUCCUGAGGCCUGGCCCAGCCCUGCUCUCUCCCUGUUCUGUGAUUCCCCCUUGAUCCUUUGUUCUGUAAUAAAGCACAGUUGUGUGAUCUGUGGAGACCAGGGACAAGUGAUGUGGGGGUUGAUGGGCCUUUUGGGCAGAGUGGCCUCCAUCCUGGGACCCCAGCCUCUGGGCCCCAACACCCUGCAGGCUGUGGGUGGCGGUGGGCCCCCAUGACACAGAGGGACACAGGGCACCUCCCCACAUGGGCCCAUCCUGGGCCACUGAGCAUGCUGGGAGCUUCUCCCAGGGCUCUGAGGCUUCGUUUGUGUGAGUCAUGCUGUUUUUCUCUUUCUGCUCUCUCUGUUUAUCUUUGUUGUGGUGUCACUGACCAGCCGGCCGCCUGUCUCCGGCGUGGGCACUCUCUUCCCUCCAUGCUCCACUUCGCCCGCUGCCGGCCAGAGGUGACCAGGCCUGGCUCUCAGCGUGGCUGCUGUCAGGGGGGCCAUGGGGAGCUCUGCCUCCUCCCUGGCCACCGAGACCGAGUCGGACCACGGCUUCCCCGGGGGGCCACCCUACCCAGGGCCCCCGGCAGCGGCUGGCUGGUGUAGGAGCGGCCCUGGGGGGCCUGUCUGGGGAGGCGCCCUGGUCACCCGGCAGCACCAGCCCCUGCGCCCCCGGGCCCGCAGCCACACCCACUCGCCUGGGUCUAUGGCCGCGGUCGGGGAGUGGUCCUGUGCACGCUGCACCUUCCUGAACCCCGCCGGCCAGCGUCAGUGUUCCAUCUGCGAGGCGCCCCGGCACAAGCCCGACCUUGACCAGAUCCUGCGGCUCAGCGUGGAGGAGCAGAAAUGGCCCUGUGCGCGCUGCACAUUCCGGAACUUGCUGGGCAAGGAAGCCUGCGAGGUGUGUGGCUUCACCCCCGAGCCCCUGUCUGGAGCCUCCCUGCUGCCCAUCAUCAAUGGGGUCCUGCCCAGGCCACCCACUGUCCUGGUGGAGCCCAAGGGCAGCUGCAAGGAGGAGCCGGGGCCGGUGCGGACAGCGGGGCUGGCCGCCGUGGAGCCGGGCGGAGGAUGCCCUGCGGAGCAGCAGGAGGACGAGGGGGAGGAAGGGGUGACGGAGCCCAGGAGUGGCUGGGCCUGCCAGCGCUGCACGCUGCUCAACACUCCCGUGGCCACCUCCUGCUCCGCCUGCGGUGGCCCCCGAAAGCUCUCACUGCCCAAGAUCCCUCCAGAGGCCCUGGUGGUCCCUGAGAUCCUGGCCCCUGCUGGCUUCCACAUCGUGCCGGCCCCGCCGCAGACGGUCCUGCCUGGGGAGGCUGCCGAGGCUGACCCUCCAUCCAGCAGCCAGGGCCCAGCCGCUGCCGGCCAGGAGCCCCCCCGGAUCCCGGCCUUCAGCCCCUUCUCACCCGCUCUGCAGAACAACCCCGUUCCGCGAAGCCGCCGGGAGGUCCCCCCGCAGCUGCAGCCAUUGGUGCCUGAGGCUGCACAGCCUUUGAGCUCCACUGGCUCCAAGGGUGCCCCCCAGGGCCCAGGGCGGGCUGGGGCAGGGGCCUGCCGCCUGGCGGAGCUGCUGUCGGCCAAGCGGCUGAGCGCGCUGGAGGAGGAGGCGACUGAGGGCGGCCCCGCCCGCGGUGAGGCCUGCAGCCCUGCCCCGAGCAGCGGCAGCGGCGUCAUCGACCUGGCAGGUGACUCGGUGCGCUACACGCCCUCCAGCCCGUCCAGCCCUGACUUCACCACCUGGUCCUGUGCCAAGUGCACACUCAGGAACCCCACGGCAGCCCCCAGGUGCACAGUGUGCGGCUGCUCUAAGCUGCACGGCUUCCAGGAGCACACGGAGCCCCCCGCCCACUGCCCUGACUGUGGCACCAACAAGCCUGGCCCCUGCGGCGGCAGCUGCGGCCGGGGGCCCUCGGCUCCCAGGGCCGCUCGCCUCCUGCCGGAGCGCCCGGGCCAGUGGGCCUGCCCUGCCUGCACCCUGCUCAACGCAGCCCGGGCCAAGCACUGUGUGGCCUGCCACACGCCCCAGCUCCUGGUGGCCCAGCGCCGGGGGGCCGCCCCGCUGCGCCGCAGAGAGAGCAUGCACGUGGAGAAGCGGCGGCAGACGGACGAAGGCGAGGCCAAGGCCCUCUGGGAGAACAUCGUGGCCUUCUGCCGGGAGAACAGCGUGAACUUUGUGGAUGACAGCUUCCCCCCUGGGCCUGAGUCUGUGGGCUUCCCCGCGGGGGACAGCGUCCAGCAGCGCGUGAAGCAGUGGCUCCGGCCCCAUGAGAUCAACUGCUCUGUCUUCAGGGACCACAGUGCCACGUGGUCCGUCUUCCACACCCUCCGGCCCUCGGACAUCCUGCAGGGGCUGCUGGGGAACUGCUGGUUCCUGAGUGCUCUGGCGGUGCUGGCGGAGCGGCCGGACCUGGUGGAGCGGGUGAUGGUGACGCGCAGCCUGUGUGCGGAGGGCGCCUACCAAGUGCGACUGUGCAAGGACGGCACGUGGACCACGGUGCUGGUGGACGACAUGCUGCCGUGCGACGAGGCCGGCUUCCUGCUCUUCUCGCAGGCACAGCGGAAGCAGCUGUGGGUGGCCCUCAUCGAGAAGGCUCUGGCCAAGCUCCAUGGCUCCUACUUCGCCCUCCAGGCAGGGCGCGCCAUCGAAGGCCUGGCCACGCUCACUGGCGCCCCCUGCGAGAGCCUGGCCCUGCAGGUCAGCUCCACCAACCCCCGGGAGGAGCCCGUCGACACUGACCUCAUCUGGGCCAAAAUGCUGAGUUCUAAGGAGGCUGGGUUCCUCAUGGGCGCCUCCUGUGGAGGGGGCAACAUGAAGGUGGACGACGCUGCCUACGAGAGCCUGGGGCUGCGCCCGCGCCACGCCUACUCUGUGCUGGACGUCCGCGAUGUGCAGGGCUCCAGGCUCCUAAGGCUCCGGAACCCGUGGGGCCGCUUCUCCUGGAACGGCAGCUGGUCAGACGAGUGGCCGCACUGGCCAGGGCACCUGCGCAGUGAGCUCAUGCCGCAUGGCAGCAGCGAGGGCGUCUUCUGGAUGGAGUACAGCGACUUCAUCAGGUACUUUGACUCCGUGGACAUCUGCAAGGUGCACUCAGAUUGGCAGGAGGCCCGGGUGCAGGGCCGCUUCCCCAGCACGGCCAGCGGGCCUGUGGGGGUGACGGCGCUCACGGUGCUGGAGCGCGCCUCGCUGGAGUUCGCCCUCUUCCAGGAGGGCAGCAGGCGCUCAGACACAGCGGACAGCCACCUCCUGGACUUGUGCAUCCUGGUGUUCCGAGCCACCUUCGGCAGCGGCGGCCGCCUGAGCCUGGGCCGCCUCCUGGCCCACAGCAAGCGCGCGGUCAAGAAGUUUGUGCACUGUGACGUCAUGCUGGAGCCGGGCGAGUACGCCGUGGUGUGCUGUGCCUUCAACCACUGGAGCCCCGCCCCGCCGGCCUCCAGCCCUUCGGCAGGGAUCCCUCGAGGUGCCGCUGAGCCGCCUGGCCACGUGCUCGCUGUGUACAGCUCGCGGCUGGUCAUGGUGGAGCCGCUGGAGGCCCAGCCAACCACGCUGGCCGACGCCAUCAUCCUGCUCACAGAGAGCCGCGGCGAGCGGCACGAGGGCCGGGAGGGCAUGACCUGCUACUACCUGACACACGGCUGGGCAGGGCUCAUCGUGGUGGUGGAGAACCGGCACCCCAAGUCCUUCCUGCACGUGCAGUGUGACUGCACCGACAGCUUCAACGUGGUGUCCACACGCGGCAGCCUGCGCACCCAGGACAGCGUGCCGCCCCUGCACAGGCAGGUCCUGGUGAUCCUGUCCCAGUUGGAGGGCAAUGCUGGAUUCUCCAUCACCCACCGCCUGGCACACCGAAAGGCGGCCCAGGCCUUCCUCAGCGACUGGACAGCCUCCAAGGGCACCCACAGCCCCCCCCUCACGCCUGAGGUUGCCGGCCUGCACGGGCCCCGGCCGCUGUGACCACAGUGCCUGGGCUGGGGGCUGCGUGCGAACACAUCACCCCCACAUGCACUUUACGAGGGAGACCCGACGGAGGACGCUUGAACCAGAAUCUCAGGACCCCGCCCAGGGAGCCGGCGCCGCCCCCCCGGCACAGCUUCCCGUGGGCCCCUCUCGCCCCUCCCACACCCACCCUGAGCACCCACAGUCCGCCUGACCAGGCCUCCCGGCCGCCUUGCAGAAUACCUCGAGCCAGGUGGACUCCACACCAGCCCCUCCUGCCUGCUACGGACCCAGCUGGGCUGCCCCUCCGCCCUGGACGUGGGGACCCGUGCCGGGGUGCGGCAGCCAAGGCUCCACACAGAACCAAAUCUGCAGGGUCAGAGGCUGGGACCCCGGGUAAUCCCGGGACUCACUCUCCCGGUGAGCUGUGAGGUCAGAGCCUUCGCACCUCAGUGUGACCCCAGAGCCCCAUUCCCUGCGCUCCACAUGGCCCCAGAGCCCGGCCCCAAGCAGUGCGUCCCAGGAGGCAGGUGCCUGCGGUCCAGGGCUCAGGGCUGGAGAGCCCCUGCCCAGCCGCUCCUCCCGCGACACUAUGCAAUUCCUGGAGCGCCGGCAGGAUCGAAGCCAUGACGGGCGGCAGGUCGGGCAGCCGGGCCCAGCCGUGCUGUCUGGUGCUUUGUCCUCAGCACCCUGCACACUGCUGGGUCCAGCAGAGCCCUUGGCCAGCACUGGCCUUGGCCCUGCCGCACAGAGGGACCCCCUCCCCAGCCCCACUGCCUCUCCCACUCCUCCCCAGAAGCCCGGGGAGCUGAGCAGCCCUCCUGCGCUCUGUGUGGACGGCUGAGCCCAGCUUCCGUCCCCGCCCGCCGCCAGCCAUCACCGCCCUGCCGCCCCGGGCAGAGGCAGCCCACGGGCCUCCCGGGAACGUUCCCCUCUCCCCUCUGGGCCUCCUUUUACUCUGAGCUGUGAAUAUUUUUAACCCUGUGAAUAAGGCCAGCUCUUCGGACACAGAGACUAUUUUAUCAGCCGUCCCUGUCCUGGAUGGUUCUGGAUGGUUCUCCAUGCGUGGUUUCUACACUCAGGCACCAACGGACCAAAUAAA
Lepus europaeus (European hare) is the source of this 8559-nucleotide messenger RNA. RefSeq names its product calpain 15 (gene CAPN15). Gene Ontology annotation, biological process: proteolysis. Gene Ontology annotation, molecular function: calcium-dependent cysteine-type endopeptidase activity. The record is from RefSeq and is a predicted model, not a curated record. Lineage: Eukaryota; Metazoa; Chordata; Mammalia; Lagomorpha; Leporidae. The transcript has 12 exons. Gene Ontology annotation, cellular component: cytoplasm. The coding region runs from base 4029 to 7475 and encodes 1148 amino acids.